UUCUCCAGCUCCGUUUCAGCCCAUUUUUCCUUCUUCUCCUCGUGAGCUCCCAACGUCCGCUAGAUUAGUGCCUCUUUGAUCGUUAUCGACCCCUCGCACCACAGCGAGGACCAUCUAUACCAUACACAAUGGCUGACACUCAGGCCCAGCAGGCCCCCGCCGAGGUUGACUACACCCUCAACAACCCCGAUACUUUGACCAAGUACAAGACUGCUGCCACUAUCUCGCACAAGGUCCUCGAUGCCGUCGCAGCCCUGUGUGUGGAGGGAGCCAAGAUCGUUGAGAUCUGCCAGAAGGGUGAUGAGCUUCUCGAAGAGGAAAUUGCUAAGGUCUACAAGGGCAAGAAGAUCACCAAGGGUGUCGGUCACCCCACAACUGUCUCUCCCAGCUCCCAUGUGACCCCAUACACCCCCUUGGUUUCCGACGCCCAGGAGGCCGAGACUACCCUGAAGGCCGGUGAAAUCGCCAAGAUUCAGCUCGGUGCCCAGAUCGAUGGCUUCGGAACCAUUGUUUGCGACCAGGUUGUUGUCGGCCAGGACGAAGUGACCGGCCGCGAGGCUGACCUCAUUACCGCGACUCACUACGCCAACGAGCUCCUGCUCCGUCUUAUGGUGCCCCCUGGUCUUCUGGCUACCGGUACCGAGGAAGAGAAGAAGAAGGCUGCCGCCGAGAGGGCUCCCACUCAGGCUCAGAUCUCCCAGCUGAUCGAGAAGGUUGCCAAGGCCUACGACUGCAACGUGGUUGAGAACACCACCAGCUGGCUCUUCGAGCGCAACGAGAUUGAGGCUGAGAAGAAGAUCAUUCUCUCCCCCGGCACUGGCGUGAAGGGUGAGGGUGUCCCCGACGUUGGUGAGGUUUGGGGUGUUGAAAUCGGUCUCUCCCUUGGAUCUGGAAAGGUCAAGACUCUGCCCCUUCGUUCUACCCUGCACCGCCGUACCACUACCACCUACGGCCUCAAGCGUCCCAGCUCGAGACAAACUCUCUCGGAGAUCGUCAAGAAGUUCGGCCAGUUCCCCUUCAGCUUGCGCCAGCUGGAUGACGAGAAGGCCGCUAAGGUCGGUGUCGUCGAGUGUGUCCGUGGCGGUGUCCUGAGACAGUACGAGCCUGCCGGUGAUGCUGACAACGCCCCUGUCUCCCGCCUCUUGACUACCAUUGCUAUCACCAAGAAUGGUAUCACCAAGCUCACUGCUCCCGCCACUCCCGAUUUCACCAAGGUCAAGUCCGACAAGAAGAUCGAGGAUGAGGAAAUCCUUAAGAUCCUUGAGCGUCCUCUGUCCAAGUCGACUGGCUCCAAGAAGAACAAGAACAACAAGAAGAAGGCCGCCAAGAAGGCCGACUCUGGCGAUAAGGAGUAAAUUAGCCGUUUAACUCGGUCAGCUUUGGCAUAUCUAGUGAAGCGUUGGAUAGGCAGAUGGAAUUGCUCCAGGCCAUGGUCGGAGCUCCUUUUUCGGAGUGCUCCAGGAUGUUGAUCAUUCAUGUCAAUCAAAUCCCUUUGUCCACGCUGGAGAGAGGCGAAUUUGUUCCGCGAGCACAUGGAGCGAGAGGCAUAGGAGGAUAGGAGAAGCCAUAUAAGAUUUCCUGUCUUUUACCACGG
Messenger RNA from Aspergillus pseudonomiae, 1594 nucleotides. Its product is annotated as curved DNA-binding protein (42 kDa protein). Lineage: Eukaryota; Fungi; Ascomycota; Eurotiomycetes; Eurotiales; Aspergillaceae. The record is from RefSeq and is a predicted model, not a curated record. The transcript is spliced from 5 exons. Bases 129 to 1355 code for a protein of 408 amino acids.